This is a messenger RNA of Cyclocybe aegerita, 474 nucleotides long. The record is from the annotation of a GenBank genome assembly. Lineage: Eukaryota; Fungi; Basidiomycota; Agaricomycetes; Agaricales; Hemipholiotaceae.
AUGGCACCAAAGAACUCAUCGGACAAGGAAAAAGCGGCUUGGGAACUGAUACGACAACUGGAAAUCAACACAUGGGAGGCCCAAGACAACCUCCUAAAGGCUAAGAUUUCGCAGUCAUUCUUCACGAAUAAAAGCCGUGAUCUGACAUUUCCUUUCAAGGUCGGCGACCGAGUUGUCUUAUCCACACUGCACCACUGGCGGGAAUACAAAGCCCCAGGAAAGAAGCGUGUUGCGAAGUUCAUGCCAUGUUUCGAUGGCCUGUACAAGAUCAUGGACAUGGACAAAGAACAUUCAACAGUUAUGCUUGACCUCCCUAACUCACCGAACUUGUUCCCGACCUUCCACACAUCGCAAGUAAAGCCCUUCCAUGAAAACAAUGCCAUGCUGUUCCCAUCAAGAGAGUUCAAUCACCCGCCACCAGUAAUUACCAAAAAUGGCAAAGAAUACUUCAUUUGGGAUAUCAUCGACGAAUGA